GUGUGAUUUAUCUUCUCUGUUCCAUAGGCUACUUCAGCUUCUGCCACUGCCAACACCUCAGCAAUCACUAAAAGUCUAGAUUUUGCCCUAAUUCCUGUAACUAAUCAAAUCAGAGAAGAAGCAUGUGAGAUAUUGGUGAUGGUCUCAGCUUGAAAUCCCCACUCACAAUGGUGCAUAUAUUGGUCAGAAAGAUCCAAGCCACCAACAUGUUCUUCUCCUCCUGGGUCUUAGUCUUCUUGGCAGUAGGAAUCAUCAUAGAAGAAUGGGCUGAACUGAAGUUGGAACCAAAAAAACCUAGGAUAAGCCACAGUCCAUGGAUAUGUUGUACUUCUGUUUGGCCAGAAGGUGGCCUGGAAGUGGUUAGGAACAUGCUGAUUUUGGUCCUCAACCUUUCCUUCCUCCAUAACUUGUUCCUGGGUUUUGAAUUCACCUACAUGAUUCCUCAAACUAAACAUAUUCUCGUUAUGACUGCCUGCCUAGCUUUCCUCACAGGCAUCCUUCUGCUCUGUGCACUCCUACUGUAUCAACAAAUGAUAAGUCAAGGUGAAUCCGUGUACUACUCUAGUUACAAGAUCACCUGGAUCAUUUUCACUGCCUACUUAAGCGUUUUCUUCUUAAUCGUCUCUGGAUUCCUCUCUCUCCUACAGCACAAGCAGUCCGUUGAUAGCUCUGCCAGCCUGACCACUAUGCCUAAAUCUGCCAGAGAAAGUCAGGUUAUGGAGCAAUCUGGGGCUUCUAUCAAAGUUAUUUCAUUACCAGCAAGCACUGCAAUGCCUCACAGUAUUGUCCGUGUGCACUCCGCACAAACAAAAGAAGAUGCUCCAGAAAGACCACAAGUCCAAGCACGUCAUGUAACCUGGGCUCUAUGAUCUGACAAUUUAUCUUUCAGUAUAUGUUCAUCUUAAUGGAAACAGUUUGUGCAUAUGUGGUGUGUCUAUGUCCAACCGUAUUGUCUGGUUUGGCAUUAUGUGAAUGACUGUGACUGGUUUGGGGUCUAUAAGAAGAUCCAGAAGGCUUAAAAAAAAUGUUUUUUACCCUGACCAGCUUCUAUUUGUUCUCACCAUUUAAUAACAUCUGUUAUUAAUAUAAUAAAUAUUAUCUUAUAGCUGA
Balaenoptera musculus (blue whale) is the source of this 1110-nucleotide messenger RNA. It is a transcript of the gene TMEM225, whose product is annotated as transmembrane protein 225. The transcript has 4 exons. Gene Ontology annotation, biological process: negative regulation of phosphatase activity. The record is from RefSeq and is a predicted model, not a curated record. NCBI's taxonomy places the organism in Eukaryota, Metazoa, Chordata, Mammalia, Artiodactyla, Balaenopteridae. Bases 168 to 869 code for a protein of 233 amino acids.